Messenger RNA from Ruditapes philippinarum (Manila clam), 2285 nucleotides. Its product is annotated as protein draper-like. Lineage: Eukaryota; Metazoa; Mollusca; Bivalvia; Venerida; Veneridae. The coding region runs from base 116 to 1606 and encodes 496 amino acids. The record is from RefSeq and is a predicted model, not a curated record. The transcript has 6 exons. Gene Ontology annotation, molecular function: scavenger receptor activity.
AAGUAAAUAUCUACAUUUUUAAAGCUUAAACUAGUCUACCCAUUUCAUUCUUACGUGUAACUGUCAAUUUAUCGGAAUUGAGCAUAUAAUUUCACAAGGUAUCACAGUUGACAUCAUGGCAAGUUUGGUCUCAGUAAUGUUGGUUUUAGUGUGUCAGAUUGGAUUAACAAUACAGGCAUGUGCAGAAUGUGCAUGUUGUAAAGGAAGCUUUACUUGUGAGUCCAACAAGAAUUGUAUCAAUGGUUGUAUUGACGGUUAUUAUGGUGCAAAAUGCACAGAGGAGUGUCAAGGAAAUUGUGAAACUUGUGUCAAUGGUAAUGAAUGUACCGAAUGUACACCUGGUUAUUAUAACAACAAAUGUAGUAUACCAUGUGGGAAAGGUUGUGUCAACAAUACAUGUCUGCUUGUAUCAGGAGAAUGUCCAUGUAAAUCGUCAUAUUUUACAAAAGGUAAAUGUGAUGCUUGUGCAGGUUUAAGGUAUGGAGAUGAAUGUAACAAUACAUGUCCCAGUAACUGUGGAACUUGCAUAUCAGAUACAGAAUGUUUAUGGUGUAAAAACACGGUUUAUUACGGAUCAUAUUGUCAACACAGAUGUUCACUUGGCUGUGACCAAGGGAGAUGUAUUAAAAGUACUGGACAUUGUAUUGAAGGUUGCAAAUCUGGUUUUUCCGGAGGUAAAUGUGACAAAUGCUCACCUGGAGUAUUCGGCCCCUUUUGUGAUCAAAACUGCAGUAACAAUUGUUUUUCUUGUUUAUCGGAAACAAAUUGUACCGAAUGUAAUCCAGGUUUUUACGGGGAAAAAUGUGCGAAUGCGUGUCCAUCGGGUUGUAAUGGAACCUGUUCAGUUUCCAAUGGUCAAAGUUGCAAUAUAACCGACAUAUACCGCGUUUGUGCAACAGAUACCGGGAGGUGUAUACACGGAUGCAACUCGGUUAUAAAAUAUGGUGAAUAUUGUGAGAAACAAUGCAGUGAUACUUGUAACAAUAAAAGCUGUGACUUAAAAACGGGACAUUGUUUAGAAGGAUGUGAAAUGAAUUUUUACGGAUUGUUUUGUGUUGAUUCAUGUUCUACUUCAUGCAUAUCUUAUACCGGCAAACGUAGAUGUGAUGGUACAAAAGGUCAUUGUUUAUUUGGCUGUAAAUAUGGUUUCCAUGGCGAAAGAUGUGACAACAUAUGCAGUAGCCAAUGUGUAAAUACAACCUGCAACCAAACAACAGCGGAAUGUUCAUAUGGCUGUAUAGAUGGAUUUAAAGGACCUAAAUGUGCUGAAAUUAUACCGGAUUUAGAGGGAUAUUAUACUAGAAGUACACUGAUAGGAUCUACAAUAGGGACAUUUCUAGCUGGUGGUAUUGUUGUUGGAAUUGCCUCUUUGAUUACCAUCAUUAUAAGGAGGCGGAGGAAUAUACAAACUAAACAAUUAGAUGUACACGGACAUGUAAACACAAUAGGACCUUGUGGAAUUCGUUCUAACGACGACACACAUGAGAAUGACUCCCCUGUUACUUACGAGGAUUUGAAAUCACGUGACGAGAGACUAUACAGUCAGAUAACUACAAGUCAGCAGGAAACACCACCAGCAACUGAUUAUGUUAACUAUAGUUCAUAAUAAACUAGUAACUUUAAUCGUAACAAACUCUUACAGACAAGACACUUUUAUUAAAACAUUUUAUAAGAUAUAUGCUUGUAUUUUACUGAAGAAGAUAGAAAAGGAUGUUUAUUAACGAAUUAAAAGUCCAGUUUUAUCACAAUUAAGCGUUAGAAACAAAUAUGUUUACUUCCAUUGCAAAAGUGAACAUUUUACAAUAAUGAUGUAUAUUUUCCAAUUUAAUACGAACUAUCCUUGCAUACAAAUGCACACGCAGGUAUAAAUUAACGUCUUUUAAAAAAACACGGACCACGCCCUGAUGUUGCACAUUUUAAUAUGCUUUAUGCGGGCGGCUGGUUAAAAACAGCAUAAUGAAAUGACGGCCCCAAAUUGAAUCAUUUCUAUAUACAAAAUGCAGAUAAAGAAUCCCGGAUUUAACGAUUUAGAAGUUUACUUUUAUGCAAAAAUAUUUUUUGUGUAUUAUCAUCGGAUUUCCAUCAUUGUGCUUCUGUAGAUGUUAAUACACGGAAACCAUUUAUUAAACAAUCUUAAUGUAGGAUCAAACACAAUUCAAUUCUAAGAAAUUGCUGAAAUGUUUCGUUUCUAUUUACAAACCAACCAUAUUUAAAUACUUAAAAACCAACAAUUUAUAGUGCCAUUUUUGAAGCAAAAGUCAGCAACAAAGUCAGUAUGUUUAAAU